AUGAAGUGUGAAAUUUUCCUCCUCAUUGCCUGUGCCACCCUCAGCCUAGCCGCCCCGCAAAGGUCUGACGCUGAGGCAGAAAUCAUCCAGCAAGACAACGUCAUCGAUCCGGACGGCACGUACCAGUACAGUUACGAAACGGCCAACGGUAUCCGAGGUCAGGAAACGGGAACUCUCAAGCGGGCGAACAGUCCGGACACCAGCGACGUAAUCGUGGCGUCCGGCUCGGUCAGCUACAACGCCCCCGACGGCAGCGUGAUCGAGCUCACCUACACGGCCGACGACGAGAACGGCUUCCAGCCAUCCGGUGCGCACCUCCCGACCCCGCCGCCCAUCCCGCCCCAGAUCCAGAAGGCGCUGGACUAUCUGGCCAGCCUGCCACCGGCCACCCAGCGACGCUAG
Anopheles coustani is the source of this 402-nucleotide messenger RNA. Its product is annotated as endocuticle structural glycoprotein ABD-4-like. The record is from RefSeq and is a predicted model, not a curated record. Bases 1 to 402 code for a protein of 133 amino acids. NCBI's taxonomy places the organism in Eukaryota, Metazoa, Arthropoda, Insecta, Diptera, Culicidae. The transcript has 3 exons. Gene Ontology annotation, cellular component: chitin-based extracellular matrix. Gene Ontology annotation, molecular function: structural constituent of chitin-based larval cuticle.